This is a messenger RNA of Brugia malayi, 1551 nucleotides long. Its product is annotated as EGF-like domain containing protein. Gene Ontology annotation, biological process: cell-matrix adhesion; integrin-mediated signaling pathway; cell adhesion mediated by integrin. The coding region runs from base 1 to 1551 and encodes 516 amino acids. Gene Ontology annotation, cellular component: focal adhesion; integrin complex; cell surface. The record is from RefSeq and is a predicted model, not a curated record. NCBI's taxonomy places the organism in Eukaryota, Metazoa, Nematoda, Chromadorea, Rhabditida, Onchocercidae. Gene Ontology annotation, molecular function: integrin binding. The transcript has 11 exons.
AUGAAAUCUCACAUAUACUCGCUACUUGCACUAUUUAUCGUUAUUGCUGAUGUAUUUGCAAAGGAUGUGAGGAAAUUAUGUACCAAUACAUUGGGUAGCAGAAGCUGUGGCCAAUGUAUUAAACAGCAUCCAGAUUGUGCAUGGUGUCUUGAUCCGCAUUUGGUAGGUCCAUCACGAUGUGAUUUAAAAUCUGAAUUUCAAGGCAAAUGCGCUCCAUCGCUUAUCUAUUCACCGACUACAGAAGUUCGAAUUGUACCGCAAAAUAAUUUGCCAUUAGGAAGUAAACAGGCAGAUGGUGUAACGAUUGUACAACUCGAACCACAACAAGUUGUUUUGAGAAUGAAACCUGGUGAUAUAAUGGAAGUACCAUUCAAAUACCUGCACAGGCCACAGCAAUCAAGUCAGCGUGAUUUCGUUAUACAAACCAGCGAGUUUCGAUCAUUGGGUGUUGGUAUCGACUUUUCCAUUCUUUGCGGAGGCAAGCGAGUGCAAGGGCGGCAAUGUCCAAAUGUUGCGAUAGGUGAUCAAAUUGAAUUUUUCGCGAAAGUAUCCUUGAACGAGUGCAAAUCAGGAGGCGAUAUUGCGGUUUCUAUUGGCGCAUAUGGUUAUCAAACCGUUUCUGCUAUGUAUAUCACACCAUCAUGUGGUUGUGAAUGUGAAAAAGUGCAGAAUCAGGAAAAGCUAUCACCAUUAUGUUAUGGCGCAGGUGAUUUAAUUUGUGGUGUAUGUGAAUGUCAACCAGGUAAAGGUGGAAAUCACUGUGAAUGUGACUUAAAGCAGCACGGCGCCUUAUCAGCUCAGGAAUUGGAAAAUAGAUGUAGAAAAACUCCGAAAGAUUUAGUUUGUAGCGGUAAUGGUCAGUGCAAAUGCGGUAGCUGUGUUUGCAACGUCGAACACGUUCGUGGAGAUUAUUGCGAAUGUGAAAAUAUGUCAUGUCCAACUUCUAAUGACAGAAUGUGUGCAGGCCAAGGUGAAUGCAAAUGUGGCAAAUGUCAUUGUGAAGAAGGUUAUACAGGUGAUGAUUGCUCGUGCACUCUCGAUACUUCUUCAUGUCUAGAAGGCGGAAAAAUUUGCAGUGGACAAGGUAGCUGUGAAUGUGGAAAAUGCGUUUGUUAUGAAGGUUUCACAGGGUUAACUUGUGGAGUAGUGGCUGAAAAUGAGGCAUUAGAUGAUGAAAUGCCUGAAUCGUCUGAUGGUGAGAUGGAUGGAUCCUCAAAAGAUGAUGUAAGCAAAGUCGGAUAUGAUCAAUUUCAAGAAGAGAAUUUAGAUGAGGUAACUGAAAAUAAGGCGAAGGAGGGCGAAGAAUAUGCUGAAGCAACAGAAGGAUAUGAAAUGGAUGGUCAAGAAGGUAUGAAAGCUGGUGAAAUAUUGCCAUCAGUGGAUGAUGAUACUGGUAGUACAUCAGCUGAAUUAACUGAGACAAGAGCUGAAGCUGGUGACAGCGGUAAUGAUGGUGAUAUAACACAUGAAGGACAAACUGCUGGUUGCUUACGGAUAGAAAUUCAUUCAUUCAUUUUAUUAAUAUCAUUAAUGAUGCUUUUUUGGCCUUAA